This is a messenger RNA of Babesia bovis T2Bo, 764 nucleotides long. Its product is annotated as Ran-specific GTPase-activating protein domain protein. Lineage: Eukaryota; Apicomplexa; Aconoidasida; Piroplasmida; Babesiidae. Gene Ontology annotation, biological process: intracellular transport. Gene Ontology annotation, cellular component: nuclear pore; cytoplasm. The record is from RefSeq and is a predicted model, not a curated record. The coding region runs from base 59 to 685 and encodes 208 amino acids. The transcript has a single exon. Gene Ontology annotation, molecular function: GTPase activator activity.
CCUGAAUCUGGGUUGACUGUGAUCAUAUUCAUUUUUCCCAUUCAUAUUUUUAAUCAAGAUGGCUGACGAAACGAAGGAUGCUUGCCGUAUCGUAAACACUGCUCAUACUCCCAGUGAUGAACCAAAGCAAGACGCCGUUGAAAAGGACAAGGAUAAAACAAAUGAAACAGAAAAAGAAACUAAUGUAGAAGGAGAACAAGUAGUAGAAGAGGAAGAAGUUGUAGAAGGUAACUGGAACACCAGGAAAGUUGAAGUUAAAGAAAUACAAGUAAUAACUGGUGAAGAGGAUGAAGAAAUAUUCUGGCAACAAAGAUCUAAGCUAUAUCGCUUUGGAACAGACACUGAUGGAGAACAAGUAUGGAAAGAAAGAGGUCUCGGAGAAUCUAAACUCUUGCAACAUAAAACUACCAAAAAGAUAAGAUUCCUGCUAAGGCAAGAUAAAACGUUGAAGGUUGUAGCCAACCACUACGUAGUAGAAACAGAAUCGUUGUGUAAAUUGAGACCAAACAUUGGAAGCGAUAAGAUUUGGGUCUGGACUGCUAAUAAUACAUACGAUGAUGAGACAAAAGUGGAACAAAUGGCUCUUAAGUUUGGACAAAUAGAACAUGCGAAUCUUUUUAAGGAAAAAUUCGAAGAAGCUGCGAAGAUCAACAAAGAAAUUUUCGAUGCAGAAAAGAAGUUGUGACGUAAAACUUCUUUAUUGGCGUUAUAAACCGUAGCUUCUUUUUAAAAUAAACACGCCAUUAAAGUGAAAUACAUAAUGU